AUGAAAUUGAUAGUCUCAUUUCUCUUCGGCUCAGGCUUCUGGGUCCAAAUUCUCAAAGCACAGGUCUUCGAAAAUGGCAGGUUUUCCGUGGAGUACUCCGGCAUCAGCGAAACCUGCAAACACGCUCUCAACACGACUGUGAAAUGUCCUUCUUUUCUGGGAGAUGUUUCAGAGGACAAUCCUCGUUUAACUUCUGAGCAGUUGACUGAGCUGUGUACUUCGGGUUGUCAAACCUCGCUUACGGAUGUGAGGAAGACGAUUGCAAGUGGAUGCGAUAAUACGGAUGUUAUUACUUUUGAGGGGGCGGACUGGCCUGCAACACUUAUCAUUGACCGCUUCUUGUAUACAUACCGUUUAUCAUGUCGAAAGGAUUCCUCUACUGGCCGCUUCUGCGACGAAAUCUUCACUUCAUGGCUCAACCAAUCUUACCUAACAGCACCCCAAAACUGCUCCGACUGCAUGCUAGGCAUGAUGCAAAACCAACUCAACUCCCCCUUUGGCUACGACGACGAAUUCGCAAGCGAGUUUAACUCAACCACAAAGAGCUGUACGGCAACAGGAUACGCGUUCACAUCGCCUGCGCCAUACGCACUAAAUUCAUCUUCUACUGCUCCUUCUGAUCCCAAUCCUACUCCGCUUUGUGCGAACCCGUAUCGUGUGCAGAAGAAUGAUACUUGUGAAUCGAUUGCGUUGGCGCAUAAUGUAUCCACUAAUGCACUUAUUAGUGCUGGGGGUUUGAGUCCGGGUUGUGAGAACCUGCAGGUUGUGGGAUCGAUUUGCUUACCGGCGAAGUGUGAUUUGUAUCGAGUGGAGUAUGACGAGAGCUGUGAGGAUAUUAUCCAGAAACAUCCUGGGUUGAGUGCGAUGAAUUUGCUCAAUUGGAAUCCUAACAUCUACAUGGUUUGUGGAAAUAUUCAAGCUCUUGUUGAUACGUUAAUUUGUGUUGGACCCCCCGGCGGCCGCCUCCCCCAAAACACAACAACAACAUCCACCCAACAACCGACAACCAGAGAUCCCACUAGUAUCCCCAAACCUACAAACGCACCCCCGGAAACCAACCCCCGGUGCGCAAAAUGGUACGUGAUCAAAGAAGGCGACUACUGUGACAAAAUCUCCAUCCGCAACGGCAUCUCCCUAAAGGACUUUUUCUUCCUGAACCCGGAGGUGAACUCUACAUGCGGAAACCUCAUGCUUGAUAUCGCGUACUGCGUGCAGGCUGUCGGCGAUAUCUCGACGUAUAAGGGGUAUCCGACUACUAAGCCGGUGUACACUUUGCCGCCGAUUUCGUAUUCGACGACUACGGAUGUGCUGCCGUCUGCGCCUGUGCCGCUCAUUACACCGGUCACAUCCCUCCCGCAUGCAUCGGGUACGAAAGCAGAUUGUAAGGAAUAUGUGGAGUACUAUCCCGUCCCGAGUCUGGAAGAGCGAGCUGCCGCGCAGAAAGCAUUUGGGGUUACGGAGAGUAUCAACAGUUGUGACUUUGUGUUGGCGAGCUAUGAGGUGGAUAUAAAGGAUUUCCUGGCGUGGAAUCCGAGUUUGAGAGAUGUGGAGCCUUGUAUGUUGCAGAAGGGGUUUAGUUAUUGUGCGGCGAAUGUGACAGUUGGGAAUACGACUAGUAGUUCAGGGAGCGGGAGCUCUGCGUUGCCUACCUUAAUGCGGUUGGUUUAUCAUUGA
Aspergillus chevalieri is the source of this 1674-nucleotide messenger RNA. Its product is annotated as LysM peptidoglycan-binding domain-containing protein. The transcript has 4 exons. Lineage: Eukaryota; Fungi; Ascomycota; Eurotiomycetes; Eurotiales; Aspergillaceae. The record is from RefSeq and is a predicted model, not a curated record. The coding region runs from base 1 to 1674 and encodes 557 amino acids.